UGGUGGCCUGCCAGGGUCGUACAAAAGCAACCGCUUCGCAUAACUCUCUUUGGCGACUUGGCAUUAUCUCGAGAACCUUCGACAAUUUCGUCUCCCUCCGCAUAUAACAUCCAGCCUAUUCAUAAUGGAUCUGGCGAAAAGCGUUUCUCACGAGCAACCUUUCAAGUCUCAUCUCUCACCACAUCUGAAUCCUCGAAUCCCUCCCCUCGUAAGAAAACCAAGACGGACAUUGGCGAAAGAUGGGAGGCAGCAGUGAAAGCUAUGGAGGACGCGGAUGAACUCAAGCGUGAUGGCAUGCCCGAGAUGAUUUCUGCAUACACUGGCGAAACGUUUUCCUCAGAAGAAGAGGAGGUAGACGGCCUGCGUUCAAUCAAGAAGGCUAAGGCCACACCUCAUGUUGAGCUCGAGGCCCCCACAGAGCGCGCCUGGUCUCCUCCACCUCCGGACCCCAUGCUCCAAAUACCAGGCGAACUUGUUCUGGCACAGGCACUACGAUCAAGAAGUAACAAGUACUGGCCCGCGCAGCUUAUGGCAUAUGUUCCGCCAACCAAGCCAGGCGGGAAGGAGCGCUAUCGGGCCAAGUUUCUGGACGAAGAGGAGUACAACCUCACCCGAGAUAAAUUCUGGACCUCUGAGGAAGAAGGCUUUGUUAUGUGUGACAUGGGCGAGUUCGAAAGCGCCGUCCAGGACAAUGAGGCACCGGACUCGGAAGAUGAACCGGAAGACAGGAAGCUGAGCCCCAGCCCACAGUUGACUGAUCCACCUCCUGGUGCAGAUGCUUUCGCUGACUUGUCGAUACAUGCACAACUGGCAUACGUGAAGCCUGUGCUGAAUGCUAUCAUACAAGGGAAGUACACCCCGGCAAUCAAGAGCCACGAGGCUUUCAUGCGGGGGGGUGCGGCUAGAUCCGCUUUAAUGAAGCGGGCGGCGAUUAGAGGAGGUUUGGACGCGAACGAGGUAAAGCAGUCACAAAGGCUGAUUGCACGGUGGGCACUUGGAGAAGGGUAUGCCCGUAGAGCCAAUGUAGCAAUUGAGUCUGAAGUAGAGGCGGCGCCACCCCCGGAGAAAGAUAGCGCGCCCUGCCCGACUGCUUUGGCAGGCAAUGGUGAUGGGUUGGCAGACGCUGGCGUCGGAAGCGAUAUUACUGCAACUUCCGGCAGCACGGCCCACGACAUAUCUCAGCCCAUACCUCCACCCCCCAGUGACAUUGUCAAUCAGGUCGAUGACACCGAUACAAUGCUAGUUGACAAGCCCGAUGCCGGAAUAGUAGACGAGACACCUGGCCCUAUGCCUGCACAGGAUCGACAGCGGCCAGUAGGCUCACAGGAAUACGAAUCAUUAUCGACCCUUGAUAAACUUGAUUAUUGCGUGAACAUUCUUCUCCCUGAGGCAAUCCAGCAGCUACUCCUAUGGCGAUCGGGUGCGCGCACUUCAGCUGCUCUCCUCUCUCACGCAGAGGAAGAAAGGCUGCAUGAGCACGGUGCAGCAAAGGCGCAGGAGACAGAUUGGGUAUUUGAUUUGCUCCGCCUGAGGGAGGCACAGGCACGGCUGUGGAGCGUGGAUCUGAAGUCCAAGGGUAAAGAGAAGGAUAAAGGCGGUGAGGUAAGGGGUGGGACACGAUCGCGGCCUCGCAAAGCUACUACACUGCGAUGAGGAACUUCAAGGAACAUCUUGGUUGGGCUCAUUUGGAACGUAUGGAUCUAGUUUCGACAUAGUAUUCGGUGUUGAUACAGGAGCUAUUUUUUUGAUUGAAGGACACCUUGGCUUUCCUGAGGUCAGCAUGUGCAUAUUAGUCAAGGCAGGAACU
Molecule: messenger RNA, 1807 nt
Organism: Suillus clintonianus
Lineage: Eukaryota; Fungi; Basidiomycota; Agaricomycetes; Boletales; Suillaceae
Exons: 4
Source: RefSeq, a predicted model, not a curated record